AUGGCUCAUAGGCCGCGCGAUUUGCUUUCCAAGGCCGAGCGCGAUGCACUUAAGGAACUCAGGGCCGAUAACGACCUCGUUUUCGUGCCUGCGGACAAGGGGCGUUCAACGGUCGUAUUGGACAGGACAGACUACAUUAAAAAAGCCAAAAGCUUGUUGGAGGAUAGUCAGUCCUAUGUCCCAUGCGAAUCCAACCCCAUGAAAACGCUGACACGCGAGAUUAACGCGACGCUGUUGGCAAUGGAGAACUCAGGUGCAAUAUCGCCAAUUGACCGACGCAUGGCGACAGCACAAGAAACGGGUCUAGCCCGAUUCUACGGUCUCCCAAAAGUGCCCAAAGAGGGCGCUCCUCACGGGCCUAUCGUGUCACUAAAGGGCACUCCAACCUACGGACUGGCAAAGUGGCUGUUCCAACGUCUUAAGUUUCUGACCUCCGAUUCGAACACCACAGUCAGCUCGUCAACACAAUUCUUGGAGAAACUUAAAGGAGUAAGUCUCCUGCCAAGCGAUAUCAUGGAUUCCUUUGAUGUCACGUCCCUUUUUACUUCUAUCCCGCAGGACCUGGCAGUCGAGACAAUCGAACUACUCCUACGAGAGAAGUACGACGAAACGGAGAAUCGCCUCGGACACGCCCAAAUCAUCCACCUCCUGAAGUUCUGUCUCAAGACGUACUUUUCAUUCGACGGAACAAUCAACGAGCAAGUGAAGGGAACACCAAUGGGCUCGCCGAUUUCGGGACUCAUAGCCGAGGCGGUCAUUUAA
Messenger RNA from Spirometra erinaceieuropaei, 762 nucleotides. The record is from the annotation of a GenBank genome assembly. Lineage: Eukaryota; Metazoa; Platyhelminthes; Cestoda; Diphyllobothriidea; Diphyllobothriidae.